CCUCCCUUCCCCUCUAUUGUUUGAGGUUUUGGUAAAGGGCUUGACAGACACCGCAUGUACCGCUGGAACUGUCCAUGCUGUGGAAUAGUAUCGAUAUUGGGUAAAGGUGUGUGUGAGGGCACCACCUGUCAGUGCAGGAACAGGAUGUGAUGUCAUAGCGAUAGCAGCUUCCAUCUUUCUGUCCAGCUUUGUGUUUGCGAGUGGGGAGGGGGGGCCCUUCCCGCUCCAAGGACAGGACAUGUUUGAAGUCAAACCCCGGGCGGUGGAGAAGAAGGAGUCAAGCACAGAGACAGAUGAGGGGCUGGGCAGCAGCGGGAGGCAUCAUGGCUCGGUGGGCUCCGGGUCGGCCGGCUCCGGCUCCGUGUACCUGUCAGACAGUCAGGACUGGGUGGUUUCCCCAAGCUGCUCUCCAGACGAAGGCUCCAGCCAACACAACGCCAUCUCCCCCGUGCUGGCAGAGGAAACCUUCCGCUACAUGACAUAUCUUGCUUUGGAGCCCACCUCUUAUUCCCACCCCGGCUCCCAGAGCCUCUCCAAAGUCCUCAGUGCCGAUCGCGUGGAGCAGAUGACCAAGACGUACAAUGACAUCGAAGUGGUCACACACCUUUUGGCUGAGCGGGACAGGGACUUGGAGCUGGCAGCGCGGAUCGGUCAGUCACUCCUGCAGAGAAACCACCUGCUGCAGGAACGCAAUGAGGCCUUAGAGGAGCAGCUAGCACAGGCCCUGGACCAGGUUCAUCAGCUGCAGCAUGAACUCACCAAGAAGGACGAGCUGCUGCGGAUGGUGGCCAGCGCCUCGGAGGAGAGCGAGACCGACUCCAGCGUGUCCACCCCCCUGCAGCAGCCUCUGCCGCUGGGGGGAACCACCGCCGCCGCCGCACUCAGCCAGCUGGAGUGUCUGCAGAGCAAGCUGCAGGAGCUGGAGGAGGAGAACCUGGCGCUGAGGUCUGAGGCUCAUCAACUGAAGAGAGACACUAUCACCUAUGAGGAGAAGGAGCAGCAGCUAGUGAGCGACUGCGUCAAGGAGCUCCGUGAGUCCAACACCCAGAUGGUGUCUCUGACGGAUGAACUGUCCCUGAAGAACGAGGAGCUGCUCAGACACCAGGAGGAAAUCGCUCAGCUGCUCUCCCAGAUAGUGGAGCUGCAACACAGAGUGAAGGAGCUGGCUCUGGAGAAAGAGGAGCUGAGGAUCCAUUUGCAGGCCUCCAAAGAUGCUCAGAGGCAGCUCACGGCCGAGCUGAACGAGUUGGCGGAGAGGAAUGCCGAGUGUGUGGAGAUGCUCCAUGAGUCUCAGGAGGAGAUCAAAGAGCUCCGCAGUAAAAACUCUCCCUCUGCCGGGAUGCGACGGCACCUGUCCUACGGCCUCUACCCCAUGGACUCUCUAGCAGCAGAGAUCGAGGGCACCAUGAGGAGAGAGCUGAGUGUGGAGGAGGAGACUGCCUUUCAGGACCAAAGAAUAUCCCAGAAGCGAGUUUUCCAAACAGUCCGCUCCGUCAACGCCUCGGCAUCGCGGCCAGCUUCAGCUACGCCUCCGAUCCCCGGCUCAGGACAGAGCUCUCUAGUGAUGACAGCGCAGCCCUUCCAGUCCAUUCAGGGGGAGGAGGUGCGAAUGGGCCAGCCCGGCUGUCCCGGUGGAAACGACCUCACAAGAGCCCUCCACCGCCUGUCGCUGCGACGACAGAACUUCCUGUCCGAGCGUCAGUUCUUCCAGGCGGAGCGCGAGAAGAAGCUGCAGGUGCUGGCGGGGGCGGAGGCAGACGGAGAGGGCAGCGGCUGCAGCUCACCAAUGGGCAGCGUGGUCUCGUCUUUCUCUAACCUGUCGGAGCUCUCCUUCAGCUCCAGUGUCUUUAAGACCUUCCUGCCUGAGAAGCUUCAGAUCGUCAAACCCAUGGAAGGCUCACUGACGCUCCAUCACUGGCAGCAGCUGGCCAAACCGCACCUGGCCACCAUCCUGGACCCACACCCGGGGGUAGUGACGAAGGGUUUCCGCCCGCUGGCUCAGGACGCUGUCUACCGCCUCUCUGACAUGGAGGAGGAUGAGGAGGAUGAAGAGCUCAGAGGGGCUGGUGUCCUGGAGAAGGGGGCAGCAGAGCGGGGUAAGGAGGAGGAGGAGGAAGAGGAGGACGAGGAAGAGGAGGAGGGCGGGAUCACCUUCAAGGUGCGCUACACAUCUACACCAGAGGAGAGGAAGGAGAGGAAGCAGUCGGUGUCACCGCUCCCUGUCCCGCCUCUCUCCCCCACCAUGCCCACGUCAUCCUCCUCGGUCAGAUCGGACAUCUGUCUGACACCUGCAGCUCAACUAGUCACUGAGACAUCCAGCCUAUCACCUCAGCCCAUUCCACAAGUCUCUGCAGCAGCGGUCCAACCACAGAGUCAAAUUUGCACUUCAAUAUCAACAACGGCAUCUUCCUCUGUCCAAAAUCCAGGGAAGUGUCAGAGCUCCACCUUCUCCACCUACACCUUCACGACCUGCCGCAUCCUGCACCCCAGUGAUGUCACACAGGUCACCCCGAGCUCUCAGUCAUCUCUCAUGGCCAACACACCCAGCUCCAUGAGGACAGGUCCCAGCACCCCUGUGACCCCCUGCAGACUGAGCCUGGGUGACUCCUUCCCCCCUCGACGCCCCCCUGCACCCACCAGCAGCCUGGCCAAGCUGGUCCUAGAGAGGGGCAUUUCGGCACAGGUGUCUACCGACACUCCACCUUCAUCCCCGAAACCCACACCACGGCAGCCCCUCUACCGUUUCCUCCCAAGUACACCCCCUAACUCCCCCACCCACUCGCCCUGUCCCUCCCCUGUGCCCAUGGAGCCUCGCCAGCACCCAGCCGACAAUUUUCUAGCCUCGCGGCCGGCAGAGCUUUUUCUCCAAGACGUUUACGGGUUGAAUCUGGGCCGUGCCCCACAUCCCGACCUACCGAGCACCUCCCAGGAAACCCCAGCCCUCGGCUCUUCAGGCCGAGCCAGGUCCGAUCCGGUCAGCGUCGGCCUGGUGGAGAGGCUGCGGCGGCUGGGAUUCACUAAGGUGCUCCACGGCUCGGAGUCUGAGCCGCGUAAGGAUUCUGCCACUUUUGUUUCGGCAGGCGGGGGGAGCCUAUUGGACGGCCUGAGGCGCAACCAGAGCCUCCCUGCCAUGAUUGGUGCAAGGGCGGGAAAGCCAGUCGGUCACCCCACGCCUCCUCUUCAUCCCACCUCCCUAGCCCUCCCCCCACCACCAUGGGGAAAUCUUAAAGAGCGGCGCCGGCAUCUUGCCUCCGUCUCCCGUGUCCCGUCAAGUUCACCCAAGCACUGAAGAGAGGGAUGGACUGGGAGGGCGCAUACUCGAGAACAUGAACCUCCUCCUUUACACCUUCAUCCCCUCCUUCUUCCUCUCAUCUCUCCUCCUUUCUGCCUUUGGAGAGAAGAGUCAGGGCAUCGAUGGGCAAAACAAUCCCUCCUUUAUAAGACUUAAUUUUAAAGCACAAUUAAACUAAACUGACUGUUUUUAGCGACAACGCAGUGUCUGUGUGUGUAGAUGUUUGCCAUGAUGCUAGUUGUCAAGGCCUUAGCUCGCCUCUGAACGGGUUGUUCAGCUUUGUACCUUCUCAGUCGUGUAAGAAUUAGGUUUUGUAGUUUUCCUGUGAGGCUCUGGAUGUUCAGGCACAGGUGGAGGAGAGAAGGAACAUGUAAGUGGAAGAGGGUUUGUGGAAGUGGAUUAGAAAAGAGCAAGAGUUAAGGCACGGUAAAGCUGUAAAGAGAAGAGAGAGUAAGAAGAGAAAGUGAGCGUAAGGUGAAGAGAGAAGGACUGAGCAUCCAGAGUUUUCACAUUUCAAGGGCUUGUUUUGUUCUGGGCUGGAAAAGCUUUAGUCUGUAGUAAAACAGCAUCAUGUUGGCCGACCAUUCCCAUAACACAGUGACUGGUUUAACAACAUCUGUCUCGGCACAUUAAACCUUUACAGUCACAAUGGAAGGGAUUCAGUUUGCUUUUAUUACUUGAGAACUGGACUUAAGUGCUAGCUGGCUCAACGGCAUACUGCCAGGCUCAUCUUGUAGUCAGACCAUGCCUCUAACAUGCCAGUAUUAAUAUUAUAAUAACUUUACAAUAGACCAUUGUUGCACAAAUGUCUGGUGACCGUCCACGUGCCCUUCCCCUUUUCCUGCCUCCUGCAAGCGUCUGCAUGACACGUCUAAAGCGACCUUGCCUACAGGUUCCCAGCAUGCACCCUGUUGGCAGACGGGUGGGGCCAGGCUGAAGGCGAGGUCAGAACCAAAUCAAAACACCAGGCAAAAAAAAAAAAAAAAUACAGAAAAGAAAAAAGUUUUACCUUCUCCUUCAGGUCCUUGUGUUUUGUGUGUUUUUAAUAUGAUGAGGCCUUAUGUAGGAGCCAGCACUGUUCUGAUUUGUGUUCCUGUGAAGCCAUGUUUGUAUAUAUGAGUUGCACUCGGUGGGAUUUUUUGAGGUUGAGGUUGAGUUCAUUUUAGGAUCACUGCUUGGUUGAAAAAAUUUCACCACAGCGCUGGGGCUUUAAAAGAAAAGUUUUCAGCCAUUGUGUUUAUCUCAGGCCUGUGGGGCGUUCAGGUUCAGUCUGUUCAGAGGGAAAAACCACUGACACAUUAUUUUAGUUGUACAUCACAUCCAGGAUUACUAUGAGUGGUUGUUUUCUGUUUAAAAUGGACCUUGGGGGUUAUGUCAAGGACAUAUAUAGUUCACACUUUAGCCAGAAGGUCGGAUUAUUAUAAUAUUUAUUCUAUAUUCUACUUAUAACACCACAUAAUCUCAUGCUUAUAUACAAGUAAGCUUAGAGCUUUGUGCUUGCCCCCUAUGUGUCAGUCCAACCAGACUCCACCACUCAGUUACUGCACUUUUACUUUUUUUUUUAUAUUUAACCUUGUUUUACUGACAUCACUAUCUGAAAGUAUAUAAAUUUUAACAUAACGAGAAAAUUUAGCAUAGUGUGUGCCUGUUUUAAUAAUGUCAGCUAACAUUUUGUCAUAAGAUUUUAAUAUAUGUAGCAUUAUUUUCCUUUUUUUUUUCCUUUUCAUAACUAGAGGCCCACAGAAGGGAAUCCAAAUCAAGCCAAAUGUUAUUUUUAUUUCUGAAGAAAUGGAGGACUCUGGCUUACAUAUGUGUAUACUGUAUGCAACCAAUUUUGUGCUAACCAGCUGUAACAUAUUUAACAUUGGAAGAAGAGCUUGAGUUUGAUGUUUUGUAUGUUUAUAUGAUUGGAGAGAAGAGGAAAGAAGACACAUUCAGACUGUUCAUAUCUUUACAUUAUUUGUAGUCAUAUGCUCUCCUUUCAGUAAAGCAGGAGGUUCAGGUUUCUGUCUAUAUAAGAUAUCCUCUUCAUGUCUCCCCUCUAAGAUCAUGAUCCUCUGUAAACUAUGGGUAUUAUACAGUUGCCUCUUUUUUUAAAUAAAGCAAUGG
Molecule: messenger RNA, 5401 nt
Organism: Seriola dumerili (greater amberjack)
Lineage: Eukaryota; Metazoa; Chordata; Actinopteri; Carangiformes; Carangidae
Gene: trak2
Product: trafficking kinesin-binding protein 2-like
Exons: 17
Coding region: 239-3289 (1016 amino acids)
Biological process (GO): neurogenesis; anterograde axonal transport of mitochondrion
Cellular component (GO): dendrite
Molecular function (GO): GABA receptor binding
Source: RefSeq, a predicted model, not a curated record